Messenger RNA from Aureobasidium musti, 1173 nucleotides. NCBI's taxonomy places the organism in Eukaryota, Fungi, Ascomycota, Dothideomycetes, Dothideales, Saccotheciaceae. The record is from the annotation of a GenBank genome assembly.
AUGCCUUCCAUUCUUUCUGUCACUACUGCCGCACUGUUGUGUCUGUCAGCAGCGACUGCCUCGCCCCACAAACCCGUUCAGACUCAGAGUGUUGACCCUUUCUUCUACAAAGGUUUUGAUCUGUCUUCUCUGCAUAUACUCGAACUUGGCAACGUCACCUACAAAGACACCGCGAAAGGAAAUGCCACUAGACCUGCUGAGGACAUCCUUGGCGAUGGCGGGAUGAAUACAGUGAGGUUGAGAAUUUGGGUCAAUCCAGAGCCCGGGCAAUACGAUCUAGCAUACACACUAUCUCAAGCCCAGCGAUUUGCCAAANAGGGCUAUCGUAUCUAUCUCGACUUCCACUUCUCAGAUACCUGGGCAGAUCCGAAUAAACAGUAUACACCUGCCGCAUGGACAACAAGCAGUGUUUCGGCCUUAGCAUCUGACCUGCGUCAUUAUGUCAAAACCACGCUUUUGGCCUUCAAGGCUGGCGGCGUUGAUCUCUCGCUCGUGUCUCUUGGUAAUGAGAUCCGUCAUGGCAUGUUGUGGCCUACUGGUUAUGUUGAUGUCGACACUUUCCCCACUUCUGCACGUAUCGCCAAUUUCACCUCUUUGGCUAGCUUAUGGUCGUCGGCUCGUAAAGGCGUCGACGAUGCCGUCAAAGCCGGUGUCAAGAAACCUUCCGUCAUGAUCCACAUCGACGAUGGCUGGAACAAGACUUUGCAAUUGGAUUGGUUCGAAGCUCUUACCGGCAGUGGUAAGGUCAAGACUUCCGACUGGGAUAUAUUUGGAUUUUCCUUCUAUCCUUUCUAUGGCACUGCUGCUACAUUGGACAAUCUCAAGGACACCCUCAAUGCCGUGGCCACAAAAUACCAGAAACCCGUUCAUGUGGUGGAGACGGAUUGGCCUGCCAUCUGUGACGGGCCUUCUGCGCCAGAACUCAGCGAUACUUCUGUGCCUAUCAGCGUUCCGGGCCAGACAGAGUGGGUUAGAGAUAUCAUCAGUGUAGUUGAGAAUGUUGCUGGUGGUUGGGGUAAGGGUGUCAAUUAUUGGGAGCCUACCUGGCUGAAUAAUACUGGAUUGGGCAGUGCAUGCCAGGAUGCGAUUUUGUUCUCUGCUGAUUGGAGUGGGUGGCCGGAUAAGAUUGUUGGGUACUCGAGAUCGAGUGUUGAUAUGUUUGCUGGGAGAUAG